This is a messenger RNA of Phytomonas sp. EM1, 576 nucleotides long. The record is from the annotation of a GenBank genome assembly. NCBI's taxonomy places the organism in Eukaryota, Euglenozoa, Kinetoplastea, Trypanosomatida, Trypanosomatidae.
ACCUGAUAAGGUAAAGAAUUCAUUGUAUUUUGCCACCACGGCAUUACCUUGAUUUUCCUUUCCCGUUAGGAUUUGCUCAGAAUAAUAUAAAAUUACUCGCUCCUUGGUCCCUGUUAUCGUUGCCGCUAUUCGGAUUUGCGCGGAUGUUGCGUUCUGGAUGGGUUUGCCGAAGUAUGGCUUCUCAUGGCGGCGCAGCGGAUUCGUGGUUCGGCAAUCACAGGAGCAACACCCGCUGGUCUGGCGCCGUUAAAUCGUUAAUUCUUUGCAUCUUUGGCGUGGCCUGCAUCAACUUGAUUACGAGAGGUAAUUUCAUGGGGUAUUGUGAGAAUCAAGCCGAAAUUGAGAUUCCUCUUGGCUCGCGUCGCCUGCCUCCACCGCCCUCCUAUGGUUUCGUAUCUUCUGACGAAUCUGAAAAAUAGGGCUUGUAUUGCUGUGCUUCACGAAGACUUUCACGGGAUGCGCUUUGCCUUCUUCUGAUCUAUUAAUGCUUGUACAUCAAAAAAUACUGAUACAACAAUUGAGGGAUUCGGGAUAUUCCCCAUUGCUUCUCAGUUACACCUUUCCGAGUGAGCAAAA